Molecule: messenger RNA, 756 nt
Organism: Abrus precatorius (Indian licorice)
Lineage: Eukaryota; Viridiplantae; Streptophyta; Magnoliopsida; Fabales; Fabaceae
Product: expansin-like B1
Exons: 4
Coding region: 1-756 (251 amino acids)
Cellular component (GO): extracellular region
Source: RefSeq, a predicted model, not a curated record
AUGAAACUUAGUUUUAAGCACCAACUUAGCCUUGUUUGUGUCACACUACUUUUACCUGCACUAUGUAGCUCACAGGACUCUUUUACCGACUCCAGAGCAACAUAUUAUGGUAGCCCUGAUUGCUAUGGGAGUCCAAGGGGAGCUUGUGGCUUUGGCGAAUAUGGAAGGACCGUGAAUGAUGGAAGUGUCGCAGGCGUGUCUAGGCUAUGGAAGAAUGGAAGUGGCUGUGGAGCAUGUUAUCAAGUAAGGUGCAAAAUAGCACAAUACUGCGAUGAAAAUGGAGCAUACGUGGUGGUAACGGACUAUGGUGAGGGAGACAGAACAGACUUCAUAAUGAGUCCACGUGGCUAUUCAAGAUUGGGACGCAACGCAGACGCUUCUGCAGAGCUAUUCAAAUACGGUGUUGUGGAUAUUGAAUACAGAAGGGUCCCCUGUAGUUACUCUGGCUAUAACAUCGUGUUUAAGGUCCAUGAACACAGCAAAAACCCUGAUUACUUUGCUGUCGUUGUUCUCUAUAUUGAUGGAACAUAUGAUGUCACUGCCGUUGAGAUGUGGCAGGAAGACUGCCAAGAAUGGAGGCCCCUACGUAGGGCUUUUGGAGCAGUGUUUGACUAUACGAACCCACCAGGUGGAGAAAUCUACUUGAGGUUCCAAGUGAGUGGGAGUGCAGGGCUUUAUUGGGUGCAGUCCAAGAGUGCUAUUCCUAGUGAUUGGAGGGCCGGAGCUGCAUAUGACACCAAUGUUCAGCUUAAUUAG